This is a messenger RNA of Cucurbita maxima (winter squash), 2992 nucleotides long. Its product is annotated as DNA replication licensing factor MCM4. Gene Ontology annotation, cellular component: nucleus; MCM complex. Gene Ontology annotation, molecular function: single-stranded DNA helicase activity; single-stranded DNA binding; ATP binding. Gene Ontology annotation, biological process: mitotic DNA replication initiation; double-strand break repair via break-induced replication; DNA replication. The transcript is spliced from 19 exons. Lineage: Eukaryota; Viridiplantae; Streptophyta; Magnoliopsida; Cucurbitales; Cucurbitaceae. The record is from RefSeq and is a predicted model, not a curated record. Bases 92 to 2629 code for a protein of 845 amino acids.
CCUUCGCUUCGCCUUCGAACAGAUGCACAGUUACAUUGUGUAAGUCUCAGACGGUCUCCCGCCGAAUUUCUCUUCUUCACUUCCAGCUGCAAUGGCGUCCGAUUCUUCUCCAGUUAACUUCAAUUCAGGUCCUUCGUCGCCUGGUGAUUCAUUCUCUAGUCCCAUUGGAAACACCGUCUCAUCUUCAGGAGACGGUUAUCGCCGUCGAAGCCGUCGCCGGUCAUCUACUCCUUCGGAAAUUACUACGCCGCCGCGUCAACGAUCUCGAAUGGUCUCGUCGGAAACUACUCCGAAGGCUACGGAGUCGCGCUCGCGUCGGGAGGGAGGUGGGAGAAGAGCGUCCGGAGGUGGAGCGACCCCGAUGGCUGCUACACCUUCAUCGACGGAUGAUAUUCCGCCGUCGACGGAACCUGGCGACGGCGACGACAUGGAUGAGGAUCAUCCGACCUUCGUAUGGGGGACGAAUAUCAGUGUUGACGAUGUGAAGGGAGCGAUCAUUCGGUUUUUGAGGCAUUUCCGCGGUCGUCAGGCGUCGCAGUCUGAGGGGGAUUUUCAUACCGAGGGAAAAUACGCGGAGGCAAUCAAGCGGGUUCUUGAAAUUGAAGGGGAUUCGCUCGAUGUGGAUGCGCAGGAUGUGUUCAAUUACGAUACGGAUUUAUACACGAAGAUGGUGAGGUAUCCUCUCGAGGUUCUCGCAAUUUUUGACAUUGUUCUAAUGGAAAUGGUGCCCCAAAUCAACCCAUUGUUCGAAAAGCACAUUCAAACUCGGAUAUUCAAUCUCAGAACUUCUACUUCAAUGAGAAACCUUAACCCAUCUGACAUUGAGAGGAUGGUAUCACUGAAGGGAAUGAUAAUACGGUGUAGUUCCAUAAUUCCUGAGAUAAGGGAGGCGAUGUUUAGAUGUCUCGUAUGUGGAUACUACACUGACCCAGUAGCUAUUGAGAGAGGUCAAAUAACUGAACCCACUAUAUGCUUGAAGGAAGAAUGCCAAGCAAGAAACUCCAUGACAUUGGUUCACAAUCGAUGCAGGUUUGCUGAUAAGCAGAUUGUACGGCUUCAGGAGACUCCUGAUGAGAUACCUGAAGGAGGGACACCUCAUACUGUAAGCUUGUUAAUGCAUGACAAGCUGGUUGAUACUGGAAAGCCUGGUGACAGAGUUGAGGUCACUGGGAUUUAUAGGGCCAUGAGUGUGAGAAUUGGACCAACCCAGAGAACUGUAAAAUCAUUAUUCAAGACUUAUAUUGACUGUCUUCAUAUAAAGAAGACUGAUAAGUCGAGAAUGGUGGCUGAAGACCCAACUGGAGCUGAGAACCGGUUGGGUGGAAAUGUCGAUGAUGUUUCGUUUGAUGAAGCGAAGGUGGAGGAGUUGAAAGAACUCUCCAAAAAGCCUGAUAUAUAUGACAGACUAACCAGAUCAUUGGCACCUAAUAUUUGGGAGCUUGAUGAUGUAAAGAAGGGCCUUCUUUGCCAGCUCUUCGGUGGGAGUGCUUUGAAAUUGGCAUCCGGUGCAAGCUUUCGUGGAGAUAUUAACAUACUUCUCGUUGGUGAUCCUGGAACCAGCAAGUCUCAGCUUCUCCAAUACAUACAUAAACUAUCUCCCCGCGGCAUUUACACCAGUGGAAGGGGUAGCUCUGCUGUUGGUUUGACAGCUUAUGUCACCAAAGAUCCUGAAACUGGGGAAACAGUACUGGAGAGUGGGGCCUUGGUUUUGAGUGACAGGGGCAUAUGCUGCAUUGAUGAAUUUGAUAAAAUGUCUGAAAAUGCAAGGAGUAUGUUGCAUGAGGUGAUGGAGCAACAAACUGUUUCAAUAGCGAAGGCUGGAAUCAUUGCUUCCCUUAAUGCCAGAACUUCAGUAUUAGCUUGUGCAAAUCCUAGUGGUUCACGUUAUAACCCUCGCCUAUCUGUGAUUGAUAACAUACACCUUCCUCCUACUUUGUUAUCAAGGUUUGACUUGAUUUAUUUAAUUCUGGAUAAAGCUGAUGAGCAAACAGAUAGGCGCCUUGCUAAGCAUAUUGUCGCACUACACUUCGACAACCCAGAGGGCAUUGAGCAGGAUUUCAUGGACCUUCAUACCUUGACUUCAUACAUCAGCUAUGCUAGGAAAAACAUUCACCCAAAAUUAUCAGAUGAGGCAGCUGAAGAGUUGACUAGAGGCUAUGUUGAGCUGAGGAGGAGAGGAAACUUUCCAGGCAGUAGUAAAAAGGUCAUAACAGCUACUCCCAGACAGAUUGAGAGUUUAAUACGUUUAAGCGAAGCCCUUGCUCGUAUACGUUUCUCAGAAUGGGUUGAAAAGGGCGAUGUUCUUGAGGCAUUCCGGCUUCUGGAAGUUGCAAUGCAGCAGUCUGCAACCGAUCAUUCUACAGGAACCAUUGACAUGGAUCUGAUCACCACGGGAGUAUCGGCAAGUGAACGGAUGCGAAGGGAGAGUUUAUUAUCGGCAACUCGCAAUAUAAUCAUGGAGAAAAUGCAGCUCGGAGGGCCUUCCAUCCGCCUGUCAGAGUUGCUGGAUGAGCUGAAGAAACAGAAUCCUGAUAACGAAGUCCAUCUCAACAACCUUAGAAAUGCGGUAUCAACACUUGCAAGCGAGGGAUUUGUAGCGAUCCAUGGUGAUAGCAUAAAGAGAAUGUGAGGAGCUUGAAGAUAUUGAUUGAUUACUUCAGAGGUAUGAAGCCAUGGCCUGAGAAAAACAUCCAUAUUUGGCAUCUAAGCAUAUCAUCCGAAUGGGCUUAUUCAUGUUGUAUAGAACAUCAUGUGCUUUCCUCCCUCCCUAUCAAACCUUCUGUAACAAUAUUUAUCUUUUGGUUUAAGUUUAAUCAUGACUAUAUAGUUUUGACUGCAGGUAGUUAUAUCAUGAUAGCUUUUUCGUCUUCUUUUUUCUUGUUCGAGAAUAUUACAUUGAGGUGGAACUAGAUUCGAACAUUCCCUUCAAGAACUACUCGAGUUAUAGUUUGAAACUACGAUCCUAAGUUCAGUUAUUCUAUGUAAUUGCAUA